Salvelinus fontinalis (brook trout) is the source of this 3045-nucleotide messenger RNA. It is a transcript of the gene c41h3orf70, whose product is annotated as chromosome 41 C3orf70 homolog. The transcript is spliced from 2 exons. NCBI's taxonomy places the organism in Eukaryota, Metazoa, Chordata, Actinopteri, Salmoniformes, Salmonidae. The coding region runs from base 483 to 1334 and encodes 283 amino acids. The record is from RefSeq and is a predicted model, not a curated record.
GAGGAGGGGAUAGCCUAAGAGGAAGGAAACGGCGAGGGCUUCAUCAACAGACAGAGGAGUCUCUUGUCAGGCUGAUAGAAGGCUGGCUCUAUCAAAUGAAAGCCUGACACGGGAUACGCCACGGAAAUCUCUCUGGCUGAGAUAACCUAGUCGACGUUUACAGAAAAUAAUUCCAGCGGCUGGAGAUCCAGAUGUUUACGUAAAACAAGCUGUCAAUCGUUCUUGGAACUGGAACUUUCAUCGCAUUUUGAUUCUCUCUGUGCUGCUUGGGGAGGGAGGGAGGGGGGGGGGGGGCUACAACGGUGCCACAUUUAACUCGUUUGCGUCACGCUUUGGAGUUUCCUCCCUGGUUAGACAUUUGGCGUUUGCUGAGGUUUUGGGACCAAAACCGAAAUUCCAGACCAUUUUUGGCUGCUGGGCUAAAGCUGCGUUCUCUGAUGGGUUACAUGGCGUGCGUUUGAUCCUGGGGUGCGCGCUGCGCGAUGGCCGCGUCGGGCGGACGGAAGAGCGAGAAGUUGGACGAGGCACAGGCGUUGGCCCGGAGCUGCGCGGGGAGACCGGACUUUCUCCCGUGCGACGGACUGUCCAUCUGCGCGACACACAGCCACGGGAAGUGCUUCAAGCUCCACUGGUGCUGCCACUUGGGCUGGUGUCACUGUAAAUAUGUGUACCAGCCGAUGACCAACGUGUGCCGCCUCCCCAGCACCCCAGUGCCUGCCACGCCCACAGACAACCCCCAUACCAUGGACCUGACAGUCUCAUUGGCCGAACGCUUCCUCAUGACCGCCCCCUCCUUCCAAGCCCCGCCCUGCCUGGAGUCGCCCAAGUUCUGCAUGAUCUCAGACCUCUUCGUGGACGACUACAUGGUCAAACGCAUCAAUGGGAAGAUGUGCUAUGUUCAGAGACCUCAACCUUCGACCAUGCCCAGCCCGCCUCAAUCACAUCCCCCUCACCCACGUAACCCCCAGCCCCGGUCCAAACCCCAUCCCCACCCCCAACGGACCCCCAGACACCACCCACACCCCCAGGGCAUCAAGCCCAGUGCCCUGGGGGACAAGGUCACCACCCCCAAAAUAGACCACUGCUCCUCCCCGUCCAGCUCUGAGGAUUCUGGGAUAAAUGCGCUGAGCGGCCAUUACAUGGAGUCAUGUGACGAGGGUUCUGAGGAAGAGGAGGAAGAUGAGGAGGAGGAGGAGGAAGUGGAGGAGGAUGAAGAGUUAAGUAGUGAUGGAGAGUCUAGUCCACUAAGCAUGUGGAAUCAAGAUGAGAGUUCUCUGCUCUCUCCGUCCAAGUCUAUGGUGGAGAUUAUUGAGAAGAUUGAGACAACUGUGUGAGACAACUUGCACUGUCACGUUGAAAUAGAAACGAUGAGACAGUGAUCUAGCCGGUUCAGCUUAGAGCCACACACUCAAACACACACACACACACACACUAGCCUGUCAACGUUCCUCUAACUACAGUAUACUAAUCGUACAACACCAAAACAGUGACCUGUUACAUAUGAACUUUGACCUUUCACCUGUUAUAGCAUGGUUACCUACGACCUUUCACCCUGUUAUAGCAUGGUUACCUACGACCUUUCACCCUGUUAUAGCAUGGUGUACCUACGACCUUUCACCCUGUUAUAGCAUGGUUACCUACGACCUUUCACCCUUUUAUAGCAUGGUGUACCUACCCCAUUCUACUCUACUCUGGAGGGAUUUCACUUAUCUUUCCAAACCAGUAGUCAGCUGAAAGAACCCACAAAUGAACCAGAGCAGAAAUGUAGGAAUAAGUGAAGUGAUCUAGUCUAUGACCCGACACACUUAAAGAAGAGAUGUGACCAAACAGAUUCUGAGGAUUCUAAAUCAUGAGGCUACUACUUUUUAUACAACAAUCAAGGUUGAAACCCAAAUGGCACCCGAUUCCCUAUGUAGUGCACUACUUUAGACCAGGGCCCAUAGGGGAUAGUGCACUACUUUAGACCAGGGCCCAUAGGGGAUAGUGCACUACUGUAGACCAGGGCCCAUAGGGGAUAGUGCACUACUUUAGACCAGGGCCCAUAGGGGAUAGUGCACUACUUUAGACCAGGGCCCAUAGGGGAUAGUGCACUACUGUAGACCAGGGCCCAUAGGGGAUAGUGCACUACUUUAGACCAGGGCCCACAGAGGAUAGUGCACUACUUUAGACCAGGGCCCAUAGGGGAUAGUGCACUACUUUAGACCAGGGCCCAUAGGGGAUAGUGCACUACUUUAGACCAGGGCCCAUAGGGGAUAGUGCACUACUUUAGACCAGGGCCCAUAGGGGAUAGUGCACUACUUUAGACCAGGGCCCAUAGAGGAUAGUGCACUACUUUAGACCAGGGCCCAUAGGGGAUAGUGCACUACUGUAGACCAGGGCCCAUAGGGGAUAGUGCACUACUGUAGACCAGGGCCCAUAGGGGAUAGUGCACUACUGUAGACCAGGGCCCACAGGGGAUAGUGCACUACUUUAGACCAGGGCCCAUAGGGGAUAGUGCACUACUUUAGACCAGGACCCAUAGAGGAUAGUGCACUACUGUAGGGGAUAGUGCAGGGCCUAUAGGGGAUAGUGCACUACUUUAGACCAGGGCUCAUAGGGGAUAGUGCACUACUGUUGACCAGGGCCCAUAGGGGAUAGUGCAAUACUGUUGACCAGGGCCCAUAGGGGAUAGUGCACUACUUUAGACCAGGGCCCAAAGAGGAUAGUGCACUACUGUUGAUCAGGACACAUAGAAUAUAAUGCACUACUGUUGACCAGGGCCCAUAGGGGAUAGUGCACUACUGUAGACCAGGGCCCAUAGGGGAUAGUGCUCUACUGUAGACCAGGGCCCACAGGGGAUAGUGCACUACUGUUGACCAGGGCCCAUAGGGGAUAGUGCACUACUUUAGACCAGGGCCCACAGGGGAUAGUGCACUACUGUUGACCAGGGCCCAUAGGGGAUAUGUAGAAAAAAGGGUGCCAUUUGGCACAGAUUCCACAUGUUACAUCACUAGUGUACUAAGAAGUAUCUUCACAAACUUACAUCACAAACACAGGAGAGGAGAG